This is a messenger RNA of Musa acuminata subsp. malaccensis (wild Malaysian banana), 1367 nucleotides long. Its product is annotated as fructose-bisphosphate aldolase 1, cytoplasmic. The record is from RefSeq and is a predicted model, not a curated record. Gene Ontology annotation, cellular component: cytosol. Gene Ontology annotation, biological process: fructose 1,6-bisphosphate metabolic process; glycolytic process. NCBI's taxonomy places the organism in Eukaryota, Viridiplantae, Streptophyta, Magnoliopsida, Zingiberales, Musaceae. Gene Ontology annotation, molecular function: fructose-bisphosphate aldolase activity.
UAUAUUUCGAUGCUCCCCCAUCUUGCCCUCGGUCCGCUUCUCUCUCGACUUUUCUCCCCGUCGUCGUCGUCGUCGUCGUCGUCAUCUGAUCACGCGAAGAUGUCGGCUUACUGCGGAAAGUACCACGAUGAACUCAUCAAGAAUGCUGCCUACAUUGGCACGCCGGGAAAGGGAAUUCUUGCAGCUGAUGAAUCUACUGGUACAAUAGGCAAGCGUCUGGCCAGCAUCAAUGUUGAAAAUGUCGAAGCCAACCGUCGAGCACUACGUGAGCUUCUCUUCUGCACCCCUGGUGCCCUCCAGUGCCUCAGCGGUGUGAUUCUCUUUGAAGAGACCUUGUACCAGAAGACUGCUGACGGAAAGCCAUUUGUCGAGGUCCUGAAGGAAGGAGGUGUCCUCCCUGGCAUCAAGGUGGACAAGGGCACCGUGGAACUUGCUGGCACCAAUGGUGAGACCACCACUCAAGGGCACGAUGACCUCGGCAAGCGCUGUGCCAAAUACUACGAGGCAGGUGCUCGAUUUGCCAAGUGGCGAGCUGUCCUCAAGAUUGCCCCUAACGAGCCAUCCCAGCUUGCGAUCAAUGAGAACGCAAAUGGUCUUGCUCGAUAUGCCAUCAUAUGCCAGGAGAAUGGCCUGGUUCCUAUUGUGGAGCCAGAGAUCCUCGUCGACGGCCCUCAUGAUAUCAAUCGUUGCGCCCAAGUGACAGAGAGGGUGCUCGCUGCCUGCUACAAGGCACUAAAUGAUCACCAUGUGCUUCUGGAAGGGUCGCUGUUGAAGCCCAACAUGGUGACUCCAGGGUCAGACUCACCCAAGGUGGCACCGGAGGUCGUUGCAGAGUACACCGUGCGAGCCCUGCUGAGGACCGUCCCCGCGGCCGUGCCGGCCAUUGUGUUUCUCUCUGGUGGACAGAGCGAAGAGGAGGCGACUCUGAACCUGAAUGCCAUGAACCAGCUGAAGGGGAAGAAACCCUGGUCGCUCUCUUUCUCGUUCGGCCGCGCUCUGCAGCAGAGCACGCUGAAGACAUGGGCUGGGAAAGAGGAGAACGUGGAGAAGGCAAUGGCUGCCUUCCUCUCGAGGUGCAAGGCCAACUCGGAGGCGACUCUGGGUGCGUACAAGGGAGAUGCUACCAAGGGAGAAGGCGUUUCCGAGAGCCUCCAUGUGAAGGACUACAAAUACUGACCUCCGUUAAUCUUAAGGUAUGGAUGCUGUCUUGGUUAGGUUGUUUUCCUUGCGCUUUCUCGUGAUGCUUGGGAGUACCUUAGGCUGCACUAGGCAAAGAAUUUGAGGUUUCGUGUGUUAAGAACCUGACUGCUUUGUGUCUUUUGGAUGCAAUGCCUGAUAUAUUUAUGUUGGUGGUUUCCUGUGUUCUA